AUGGAUGUCCAUCCUUCGAGAGAGCUGGUGGCCAGCGGGCAAAGAGCUGGAAGGAACAGGAAGACCCAGGCACAUAUCAGGAUCUGGAGUAUGGAAACCCUCCUCACCCUCUAUGUCUUCGGCAUGGGCGAGUUCGAGAUCGGCGUGUCCGCAGUGGCCUUCUCCCAGUUGAAUGGAGGAAGCUACGUGCUUGCAGUGGACGGAGGAAGAGAAAGGAUAUUAUCAGUGUGGCAGUGGCAAUGGGGCCAUCUUCUUGGCAAAGUUGCGACUCUUCAAGAAGAUUUAACUGGAGCAUCCUUCCAUCCUCUUGAUGACAAUCUACUGAUCACUCAUGGUAAAGGGCAUCUCACAUUUUGGACCAGAAGAAAAGAUGGUUAUUUUGAAAAAACUGAUAUCAUCAAACCACCAUCCAGAACGCAUAUUACUUGCCUCCAGUUUGAGCAAGAUGGCGAUGUAGUGACUGCAGAUGGAGAUGGCUUUAUAACAAUAUAUUCAGUUGAUAGUGAAGGAGCUUACUUUGUUAGAAUGGAAUUUGAGGCCCAUAACAAAGGAAUCAGCAGCCUGAUGAUGCUUUCUGAAGGAACUCUCUUAUCUGGAGGAGAAAAAGAUAGGAAGAUCAUCGCAUGGGAUUCAUUGCAAAACUACAAAAAAAUAACGGAAUCAAAGUUAUCAGAAAAUGCUGGAGGUGUGAGAUCAAUUUACCCUCAAAGACCAGGCAGGAACGAUGGUAACAUUUAUGUAGGAACAACAAAAAAUAACAUAUUAGAAGGAUCAAUGCAGAGAAGAUUUAACCAGGUUGUAUUUGGCCAUGGAAGGCAGCUAUGGGGCCUUGCAGUUCAUCCUGAUGAUGAACUGUUUGCUACCGCUGGCCACGAUAAACACAUUGCUUUAUGGAAAAAGCAUAAACUUCUCUGGACAGUACUGAGCCCUCAUGAAUGUGUAUCACUCAGUUUCCAUCCGUUUGGAGCAGCGCUGGCAGCUGGCUCUACAGAUGGUCACCUGAUAGUACUCAAUGCUGAAGCAGGCAACACCGUGGCAACUGUGCGGGUGUGUGGAUCAGCUCUCAGCUGUCUCUCUUACAAUCCAGCUGGAGAUAUGCUAGCCAUUGGAUCACAAAAUGGUAGUGUCUACUUGUUCAGAGUUUCCAGAGAUGGCUAUAACUACAAGAAGAUUAACAAAAUACGAGGAGCUCAGCCACUAAGUCAAUUAGAUUGGAGUACAGAUGGCAACUAUAUUCAGACAGUCACUGCAGAAUAUGAUCUAGUGUUCUGGGAUGUAAAAGCUUUAACAAAUGAAAAAAGCCCUAUCACUAUGAAGGAUGUCAAGUGGUACACUCAAAAUUGCUCUGUUGGAUUUUUGGUAGCAGGUGUAUGGAACAACAGGUAUUAUCCGCAGACUUCAGUUAUCUCAACGGUCAGCCGAUCAGCAGCUCAUGACCUUCUUGUGGUCGGAGACACUGAAGGAUACCUCAGGCUUUUCAGGUACCCCUGUAUAAGCCAAAAGGCAGAAUAUAAUGAAGAAAAGGUGUACAGCAUGUCAAUAGCAGCUGCACGAUUCCUUUACAACGAUCGUAAUGUUGCUACGGUUGGAGGUAGUGAUGCGUCUCUGAUGCUUUGGCAGGUAGUCGAUGAAUGAGUGCAGCUGUACUGGUCUGUCCAGCUUGAAGAGGAUAACGGCUCUUAUUCGUACGAUUCUGGAUGACCAGAAAGGUUCCUGGGAGAUAUAAUGUAUAAAUGAUAUCCAUUCAAACAUGAAACUACAAGAACAUUUGCGUAUAUAAAUAUAAAAUAAAUAUACAGGUGAUGGAACUUAACCCUUUGUACAAUUGUAAAUAUAAUGUACCUGAAGAAGAAUCAGAUAACAUUUUAUGUAAUAAUAUGCUCUGGGUAUUGUUAAUUUUAUUAUUAUAAACUAACACUUAGGACCAGUUAUACAUAAAAGCGUAAAAGUAAGCUUAGUUGCAUACACAAUUUAAAAAAAAAAAAUAAUACUACCUCAUGUAUUAGAGAUUAAGAUAUUUUAUUCUUAAUAUAUGUUAUAGAUUGAUGGCAAUGGUUCUAUAAAAUAAAUGCGUUGUUAAAAAAUUCUAAGAAUUUCAGAUAUUCUAUUAAUACAAAUUAGACAAAAAAAAUCCUUAUCAAAUCCUUGUAAGAUAUAUUAAAUAACCAGCUUUAUCCGGCCAGGCAUCGGCUCAAUCUGGCUAAGUUUUUCAUAUGUUUAAUUUUGUGUAGAUUAUUUUAUGUUAAAUAAAAAUGUUAAUCUUCAUUGCUUCAAAAUCUUACAUCUCGAAAAGUUUUUCAUCGAUUGCUUUGAAAUUUUGGCUUAACUUUGUAUUAGAAUAUGCUCAUUUUAUGUACUUUCUAUUAUAAAACAACAGGUAAAACUAUAAUUUUAUUUUUAAACAGGACUAUCUGUUGAAUGUAAAAUACUGUUCAAAAUAUUUUACAUUACCAUUUCAAUGUUUUAUAUUUACAAAUAUUAAACAUGUCAUUGAGUUGGAAUUGAGUUAUAUCAUCAUUUACCAUAACAUCCAUUGCAUGUAUAUUAGAGCUGUCUCUCCCCUCCUCUGACAGCGAUUGUGCUGAGAGCAGAAUUCAGAAAAAUUUCAAAUACUCAUGGAUAUAGGGAACCAAAAUGUUUGUACUUUUGGAGUUAUUCACAAAUAAAAUGAUGAAUCCAUCAUAACUUUUUAUUCUGCUUCUUUUCGGGAAAGUUUGUUCUAUACAGAAAUUAAAAUGGCUUGAAGGAUAAGACUAGCCAUGUUUUAUUAAAAUCACUACAGUCAAUUGUGACACCUAUUUCAGCUGUAAUUUCGAAAUGAAAGGCCAAAUGAUAUUGAAAUGUUUAUAAAAAUCCCGAUGUUGUGUCAAAAUUUCAAAGCAAUUGCUGGAGAACUUUUGGAGAAUAACGAUUUUGAAUAAGCAAACAUUUAUAUUUUUAUUUUGUUUUACAUAUAAAGAACUUAUCGUAGGAUAGAUAUACCAUGCCAGAAAUCUUCGAGGGAGUGUACGCAACAACUUCCCAAAGUUGCAUGCCGAUUUGGUGAGUGGUAGUAAUGCAUAAAGGACAAACAGACAGAUAUACAUUCGUUUAUGUAUAUAUAUAGAUGAAAUAUUCACACUGAAAAAUUUCCAUUUUUUUAUUUGUAUUUGCCUCUAUCCUAGAGGUUCAUUGGCAGUAAUUCUUAAUUUUUAAAUUCUGCUAUAAUAAUUUGGUUCGAUUAAACAUUGGAAGAGAAUGACAAUAUCUUCCUCCCUGUCUCCUAAAAUAGCCUUCAAUGCCGUGGACAACUUUGAUUGUUCUCUUUUUUUCGUAUUGGGGAGACUUUAGUAAUAAAUGUUUAACU
Nezara viridula (southern green stink bug) is the source of this 3346-nucleotide messenger RNA. The record is from the annotation of a GenBank genome assembly. NCBI's taxonomy places the organism in Eukaryota, Metazoa, Arthropoda, Insecta, Hemiptera, Pentatomidae.